Syngnathoides biaculeatus (alligator pipefish) is the source of this 4598-nucleotide messenger RNA. Its product is annotated as beta-1,4-galactosyltransferase 3-like. Gene Ontology annotation, biological process: carbohydrate metabolic process; galactosylceramide biosynthetic process. Bases 413 to 1417 code for a protein of 334 amino acids. The transcript has 6 exons. The record is from RefSeq and is a predicted model, not a curated record. NCBI's taxonomy places the organism in Eukaryota, Metazoa, Chordata, Actinopteri, Syngnathiformes, Syngnathidae. Gene Ontology annotation, molecular function: glycosyltransferase activity.
ACAGAAACGCACAAAAGUGCCUUUGCAUAAUAUUCCAUUACAGUACUGUUAUGGUCACUGGUUUUGAGUUCAAGGAGUUGAUGGCUCUGGGGAAAAAGCUGUCCUUGAAUCUGGUCGUCCGUGUUUUGUGGGACCUGUACCGCCUGCCACAGGGCAGCAGGUUAAACAGGUGAUGACCAGGAUGUGAAAAGUCCUUCACAACAUUAGUGGUUCUGCUGUGAUAGCGGGAGUUGCCAAUGUCCUCGAGGGAGGGCAGAGAGCAGCCAGUGAUUUUCUAAUAAUCAUCAAAACCACCAUCAUGACGCCGUUACAUUUAUUUUCCUGGAAUAAAACAGACAAAGCUACGUGUUGGUUUUCCGGUACUUUUUCAAGUCAGCGGUGAGGUCACGAGUUUUUGAUGCAACAAUAAAAUAUGCCCCCCGCGUGUCUGCAGGUCCGCACGCUGCGCCGUUCUCCUUCCCGAUUUCUGAUGGCCUGCAACAGGGGCUCUGUGGCUUUGGUACUGGCGGGCAGCGCAGCCUCGGCGUUCUACUUGGCCCUCUAUGGCCUCUGUCUUCCGGGCCCUGCGAGACCUCCUCCUCCUCCUGUACCGUCCAGCUGCCCUGUUGUGUCCCCAUUGCUCGUUGGGCCUCGGCCUAUCCAGCUAUCCUUGCUUCCGCCGACGUUGGAAGAGAUCAGAAACAGGAGUGCAUCGGCGCUGUUGCCGGGGGGACUCUACAGCCCAGCGGACUGCCAACCUCAUUGCCGCACCGCCGUCGUCAUCCCGUACCGUGACCGCCCGAUGCAUCUGCGUACUCUCCUGGACUCCCUGCAUCCGUUCCUGCAGAGGCAACAGAUCCGCUACAGAAUCUACAUCGUUCAGCAGUGGGGGAACGCGACCUUCAACCGAGGGAAACUGCUGAACGUUGGUGUGCAGGAAGCUCUCCGAGACGAAGACUGGAGCUGCCUCGUCCUCCACGACAUCGACCUGCUGCCCGAGGACGACCGCAACGCCUACACCUGCCGACAGGACCAUCCCACACACAUGGCUGUGGCCGUCGACAAGUUUGGUUACAGGCUGCCGUACGCUCAGAUUUUUGGCGGUGUUGUCGCACUGACUCCAGACCAGUUCAGGAAGACCAACGGCUUCUCCAACCAGUUUUGGGGCUGGGGCGGAGAGGACGACGAUUUGGGGAAGAGAGUGGUUCUGUCUGGCAUGAAGAUUGUGCGCCCCCCUGUGGCCUUCGCUCGCUACAAAAUGAUCAAGCACGGAAGAGACCGAGGGAAUGACCCAAACCCGCAGAGGUUUGACCUCCUGCAAAUGACCGGAAGCAAGUGGCGCUCAGAUGGACUCAACUCCCUGACCUACGAACUAGUCUCCAAAGACCUCCGACCUCUCUACACUAACCUCACGGUCGACAUCGGAGAGAAGCCGUAAUUCUGCCCAAAUGGUGAAAUGUUGCCACUUGAGGGCGAAAGUGAACAGCAUCAUUUGCACAAUGCAAUAUUGAUAAAUUAUCCAUCCAUCCGCCGCUUAUCCACACAAGGGUCGCGGAGGUGGCGGAGCCAAUCCCAGGUGUCAUCGGGCAGGAGGCGGGGUACACCGUGAACGGGCUGCCAGUCAAUCGCAGGGCACGUGGAGACAGACAACAGUCGCACUCUCAAGCACACCGACGGGGCAAUUUAGGGCGUCUAAUUAAUGUUGCAAGUUUUUGGGAUGUGGGAGGAAACCGGAGUGCCCGGAGAAAACCCACGCAGGCACGGGGAGAACAUGCAAACUCCACACCGGUGGGUCCGGGAUUGAACCCGGGUCCUCAGAACUGUGAGGUCAGCUGUGCUACCCUGCCGCCUCCUCAUUGAAUAUGAUUAUUAUAAUUUUGGUACAGAUUUGAGUAACAAUUGCGGACACUGACGCACAUGAUUUACGUUUGCGCAGGACAUAAAAUGAGGCCUUGAGUUCAAUACCGAUAGUGUCAAAAAAAAUUUGAAACAAAAGAUGCCAGCAGAGAGCCAGAACAGACGAAAAAAGCAUUCCACGGUAAGGCUUGGUCUGCGUUUAAACGCCACGAAUAGUCGGAAGGAAGCAACGUUUAGAAAUAUUUCAGAGCACCAGGAGGGGGAAAAAAAAAAAAAAAAAAAAAGACCUCCACCCAUUUUUCAUUUUUGGUCUUCGAGGCCAGUGUCAAAAAUGAAAGAUGGCGCCUCUGCUACGAUUUGGAUCAUGGAUUUACUCCAAAUUAUACAAUAAGCAUAUUAGAAGAAACAAUUAACAUUUACAUCACUUUUUUUUUUUUCCCCCAUCUAGUUCAUGGCGUCGUCCGCCUGUGACCCAAAGUUAGUUGGGAUCGAUUCCAACAAGCGCACAUGACAAACUCGUCACAAAUGACCCGAAUACCAGGAAACUGACCUGGAGGUCAAAAAAAAAAAAAAAAAGAAAUAUAACCACACAAGUACCAUAAUAUUAUGGUCAUUCUCCCAAAUUUCAACAAGUGCAAGUUGACGAUUGUUUUUACAGUAUUUUGUUUUUUAUUAUUAUUAUUAUUUCAAAGCUGAAAAUUGUGACAGUAAUUUUUUUUCUUCUGUACAACAUUAAGAGGAAAGUCAUGAAAAAUUUGUUUUCUCCAAAAGGCAGCGAACGUCCUUCACGGUUCUACCCGCGUACGAAGAUAACCGACCACAUAAAACAUUUUAAUAAUUCGUCGUCUUGUCUUUAUUGCAAUAGAACAUACGUCAUAUGUAUAUUUAUACCUUACAAAAUGUGAAAUUUGUACACUACAAUCUUGUUAUUGUAACGUGGUAGAAAAGACUGCAAAAACAGCACUAAAAACAGUUACCAAACAAUGAUGAAUACAUUUGUCGUCUUGUUUUUAGUUGGCAGAGAACAGAGAUGAUGCUGCCCAUGUCAAAACGUUUAAAAUGUCGCUUCAAAGAAAAACACUGACCACUUGCUCAAUGGAUUUCUGGAACGAUUCACAAAUUUUUGUUCUUCAUCUUCCGGUUCUAAAUGUUUACCACCAAUUUACACACUGCAAUAAAAUGACAUCUGCUUGAAAAAGUGCUCCCUCCUGCGCUAUUUUUGUGUUUCCACGCAAUUUCAAGAUGAGGCGUUAUGUUGAUCUUUUGUCGAUACCAACGCCCCCGUUUGCACUCCACGUGAGCGCUAGAAGCGAGGGGGCGAGGUGACGCGAGGCAACCCACAACGAUUGUCCUCUUCAACACACCCCCACUCAAAGUUUGGAUACGGGUCGCCGAAUAGCAUCAUUGCUCAAGCCAUUUUUUUAUUUUUUUAACUUUACUUUCUUUUUACAUUUUUAGCAUACAACAACCUCCCCCCAUUCUAUCCAUGUAGAAAAUCAAAAGCAUCACGGUCAUGCUAAUUAAUGAAUGUGUUUUUGUUGGUUGACUCCUCCCCCCAACACUUCAAAAAAUAUUACAAAAUGAUUUAGGCAGUUUUUCCUCAACGUGUGGUGCGAGUUAUCUAGCGGUAUGAGGGCUCCCUCUAGUGGUAUGCAAAAGCGUUGCUGAAUCCAAUACAAAUUUAAAACCUGAACUAGAUCCAACCAUAAUGGACCUUUCCGACCUGUCAAUCACUCGUACAACAAUAGCCAAUCAGAUGGCCGCGUUGUCUUGACACGCCCCUGCCGCCAUGUUGUUCCACAAGCAAUGCUGGUUGCCAGUAGUGUGCGCUUGGAAAAGUUUGUUACGAAGAAAAUACUUAUGAAAGAUAUCCUGCUAGCUUACAAGGGUCCCGCUUGAUUCAUUUUCCAAAGCCUAAAACACAGUUGACCAAAUGUCUAUGAUGAUGAUUUUAAUUCCGUGUACAUAUCCUUGCGUGAAAUAGUUGAAAGCUCUUUGGAGAACUCUCUUGGACAAGUCCGACGCAUUUGGCAAAAGAUAUACCCCAAUAUUAUCUAGAAUACGCGAUAGAGAAUCAACUUCAAAGAUGUUCCGUUCAAUUGGCAUUUUGGAAGCCUGUGGGACAUGGCUAAGGGGGCGGAGCUUAAACUCGCCAUCGGAAAGGGCCAUGAGAACGAAGCUUGUGGCUAUUUACUUUCAAAAAUAGUGCAGUUCAAUUGUACUUAACUUCUACGUACUAUAUGUUUUUUAAGAACAAUAUUGAUUGAACUUAUUGUGUUUCAUAUUCUCACUGUGCAUAUUGUUGCAGCGGCUUUUUAGGAACACAAGCUCUCAUUUUUGCUGAACACUUUACUGCAGUUGUGACUUAUGAAAUGAUUUACAAAGCAAAAUAUUUCUUUAGGUGGUACUUGGUGUAAAAAUCUUGGCUUAGGCUAACGAUACACUUCAGCGAGUUAGCUUAGAAGCGGUUUAGUCAUCUUUCGGAACGCCAAAGCUGCGUUCAACAUACCACAGGACAAUAAAAUCUUUUCCAUAAAAAUCUCACUUCCUAUUCUCACCCCCUCCCCCUUUACUUAGAAACAAAAAAUAGUAAUGACAUUUAUUCAAGAUCAUGUGAAAAUAAGUGCUAAAAUAUAAUUGAGUAUUUUCCCAGCUCCAAUCGUUCGACAUCUCGUACGAGAUGGACGAGCCAACUCGCGUUAUCGCCGACCUCCCCUCCGACCGGGUCGCGAUCGAGGUUUCUUGCCGUUCGCCAAAGUGCU